This is a messenger RNA of Plectropomus leopardus (leopard coralgrouper), 6136 nucleotides long. RefSeq names its product mediator complex subunit 1 (gene med1). The record is from RefSeq and is a predicted model, not a curated record. Gene Ontology annotation, cellular component: mediator complex. NCBI's taxonomy places the organism in Eukaryota, Metazoa, Chordata, Actinopteri, Perciformes, Serranidae. Gene Ontology annotation, molecular function: nuclear retinoic acid receptor binding; nuclear thyroid hormone receptor binding; transcription coregulator activity. Gene Ontology annotation, biological process: cellular response to thyroid hormone stimulus; regulation of transcription by RNA polymerase II.
AGCAGGGCACAAUGGCGGCGGGGCCUGGUGUUUCUCUGCAGAGCGGCAGCCCUGCGAGAGAACUUUCUCUCUCUGUUCAGCAAGGAGGGAGUCAGACUCAUGGAGAUCGGGUCAAAUUAGAAGAGGUCACAGAGGCAGAGAAGCAGAGUCGGAUGGCUGCUCUUCUGGAGAAGCUUCACGCCAAACACAAUGCUUCACGACCAUGGCAGGAGACCUGCAAGGUUGUGCGUCAGGCCAUGGAGAAACGCGGUGUGAUGAAUGCUGCAGGUCACCAGCUCCUGCUCACCUGCUUGGAGACCCUGCAGAGAGCGCUGAAAGUCUCAUCUCUGCCCUCCAUGACAGAUCGCCUAGAGUCCAUUGCUCGGCAAAACAUGCUUGGUUCUCAUCUCAGCCCAUCAGGCACGGAGUGUUACAUCACAUCGGACAUGUUUUAUGUGGAGGUGCAGCUGGACACCACUGGCCAGCUAGUGGACGUCAAGGUGGCUCAUCAGGGAGAAAACCCCACGAGUUGUCCUGAGCUGAUUCAACAUCUAAGAGAGAAGAACUUUGAAGAGUUUUCCAAACAUCUGAAGGGGCUGGUCGAGCUAUACAAGCUCCCUGGGGACAAUAAGCUGAAAACCAAGAUGUAUAUUGCGCUGCAGUCUUUGGAGCUUGAUCUCACCAAGAUGAUGCACAUGUUUAGGUUAGCUACUAAUGCAACUCCAGUGGAGACUAUUCUUCAUGGCAGUGUGGGUUUGCUGACAGCCAGAAGUGGCGGCCACCUUGUGUCUCUUCAGUGUUAUGUGUCUCCUUAUGACAUAUUUGAGGAGGGACCGGGCUCGCAGCUCAACUUACCAGACGGUAAUGUUCCACGCUCUCUUGGUGUCGGUGUUUCUGUGACAAUUGAGGGAACCUCCGCUGUCUACAAGCUCCCGAUUGCUCCACUCAUCACUGGAUCCCACCCAGUGGACAACAAGGGGACACCGUCCUUUUCCACUGUGACCAACUCCAACUGUGUGGACCUGCCAGCUUGUUUCUUCCUCAAGAUGAACCGCCCCAUGCCUUUCUCACUGUCCUUUAUUCAGAGGCUGGGAAAUGCUACUUCGAUCCCAGUGUUUGAGAGUUCUCCCAGCCUCUCACCUCUCUACCAGUUAAUUGUCCAGAGCCAGCUCCAGCUCCUGGAGGAGGGCAGCUCCACGCCAACGCCCUCACACAACAUGCACUUCUAUUCUGUGUUGCCAGACCAGCAGCACUGUUACUUCCUGAAUGGCGAUGCCCCGGUGCAAGACGGUCGUUCUCUUCAAGGCGCACUGGUUACCAAGAUUCCCUUCCGCCAUCCAGCACAAGUGCCCCUCCUGUUGGAUAUCAUCCGGCACCAGGCUGCGUAUAACAACUUGAUUGGGAGCUGUGUGAGACAAACUUCCAUCAAAGAAGAUGCUGCAGGCCUGCUGCAGUUUGAAGUAUGUCCUCUUACUGACUCGAGUUUCAGCGUCUCCUUCCAGCAUCCGGUCAAUGAAUCAUUAGUCUGUGUGGUCAUGGAGGUGAUUGACUCCAGACAGGUAUCCUGCAAGCUAUAUAAAGGACUGUCCGAUGCUCUGAUCUGCACUGAUGAAUUCAUCACCAAAGUGGUCCAGAGAUGUAUGUCCAUCCCUGUAACCAUGAGGGCCAUUCGGAGGAAAGCAGAGACCAUCCAGGCAGACACUCCAGCCCUCUCACUAAUUGCACAGACAGUGGAGAUCAUGGUGAAAAAUAACCUGCCACCCUCCGGUAGUCCUACCUACAACAUGGCAGCAGGUGAUGGAACUAACCCCAUGGGGCUGCCUGGGCUUACCGGGGGCAACACACCUACUGGAGGAGGACCCCCAGGAGGACCUAAUUUUGCAGGUCCAAUUACUUCUCUGUUCGGGGUGUCCCGAACAGAAAGGCAAGCCCAAGGAGGAGAGUGUCUAACCCCAGGAGGGGUGGCCGGCCAGCAGCAGUUGCAGCAACAACAACAGCCAGGUCAAGGCCAUUCAGACGACUAUAACAAAGUCACCCAGAAUCCCAUACUGACCAGUCUACUACAGAUAACUGGAAGUGUGGGAUCUAGUCCUAGCUCCCAGAAUGCACCACCACCCCACCAAACUCCACCCCCGACAUCCUCACCAGCCAGCAACACCAAGAACCAUCCUAUGUUGAUGAACUUGUUGAAAGACAACCCCACACAAGAUUUUGCCUCGCUGUACGGUUCAAGUCCAUUAGAGAGGCAGAAUUCUUCAUCUGGCUCCCCACGAACAGAGAGCAUGGGUGGAACUUGCCCUGGAGGUAGCACAAAAGGAAAGAAGAAGCGCCCCAGGGGGACAGAAAAGGGUGGUGUUAUGCCUGGAACUGCUGCAGGUGGUGGCGGUUUAGGCAUGAAAUCACAACAGGGAUCUUCCAUAUCGCAACACCAUCCGCACCAUCAAGUCUCGCAUGAGGAUGAUUUCCACCGUGAGCUCCUCUCUAUGGAUGUGGACGCGUCUCAGAAUUCUAUCUUUGAUGUUAACCUGACUGGUGAUGGCCUAGACACACCCCAUAGCAUCACUCCUGCACCUAGCCAAUGUGGAACACCGCCCUCUGGCCCCAACAUGCCUUACUCACAGUCUCAUGUCCAGUCUCAACAACAGCAACCACCAGGUGCAGUGCCGCCCCGUAUGGUCCGCCUCUCCAGCUCUGACAGCAUCGGACCUGAUAUCACAGAAAUCUUGUCUGAUUUGCCCGAGCAGACAGGCAAAGGCAGCAGUGGGAGCCAUGGGCAGCACACCUUGGGCAGUGGUGGGGAGGAUGGAGGCCCCCUGGGGACGCCCAUUCGUGACUCCUCCAGCUCAGGUCAGGGCAGCGCAGUGUUUGACUCAGCAGACAUUUUCAACACCAACAGCAAUGAGAAUCCUUUCACUGAUGCUGCUGACCUGAUUGCUGAGGCAACUGCAACUGCCACCACGCCCACCAGCGAUUCUUCCUCCACCAACUUCUUCCCCGACGCUGCUGACUUUAACCCUGACCUCCUGACCUCAGGCCAUGGCUUCUCCCAGAACUACUUUGAUGAUAGUUCUCCAAGUGCAGAUGGAGACAUGGACCUGGUGAAGGGUUUUGGGGGAAGUAGCCAGCAAAAUACCCCGUCAGGAACACCUCAAAAUCCCACUCCACAUGGGCAGAGCACCCCAGAGCCCUCAUUGAAGGACCCUUUUGAUAUGGGGAUGGUUUUUGGAGGCAAUAGCGGUGGUGGUAAACCUCUUCUGGGUCAAGCUCCUGAUUUAGGAGACACACAUGGUGGAGGGUCCCAGAGCCCCCUCAUAAUGGGCCUCGCAGCGGCAUGUGCUGAGUUUAAAACUGAACCCAAAGUUAAACAGCAACAGGGACUCAUUCGACCAAAGGAUGAAAAUGGUGGGAGCGGAGGGAGCAGUUCUGGGAUGGGGAGCAGUUCAACAGAGGGCAAACAGGUCAAACGUAGCAGGACCCCAUCCAGUGAGGGAAAGUCUAAAGAGAAGCCCCCCAAACGCAAAAAGCUGGACCCUGAUGGUAAGUCCCCAUCUCACAGCUCAGGGGGACGGCCAUACACACCUCCUAGUGGCGGCUCAGGCUCUGGGGGAAGCAUAAGUGGAGGAGGCUCCAAGUCUCCUGGUAGUUCAGGGCGCUCGCAAACUCCUCCCGGUGGUGCCAAUCCUUCAGCUCUCAAAAUCACUAUUCAGAUCCCGAAAGGGACCAUAACUGGGGGGAAGACGUCAUCCCAUAGUGGGUACACCUCCAGCAGCUCUGCCACAAGCAGCACAAGUGGAGCAGGAGGUACCAGUAGCAGCAAAAGCCAUCACUCUCACUCAUCAUCUUCUGGGAAGAUCAAGUCCAAAGAAGGCUCCACUACGCAAGGCAACAGCUCCAAGCCAGGGAGUGCAGGAAUAGGGAGUGGAGGUGGGCCAUCUCAGUCAAAAGGCUCUUCCCAAGGAAUGGGUGUUGGCAAACCAGGAUCCUCCCCAAUCACCAAACACGGGCUGUCAGGGCCUGGAGGUAGUGGUAGUGGAAUGGGGAGUGGUAAUAAAAUGAAGACUCAGGGGGGCAAGCCUUCUGGGUCGCUUAUGAAUCCCAACAUAAAGCCCAACAUCUCCCCUUCUCACUCCCGCUCCAGUAGCUCUGGAGACAAACUGUCCUCCCCUAUGAAAAUGCAGCAGUCCCAGGUUCCAGGAACACCUCCGUCUUCCAAGGCGAAAUCGCCAAUGGGCUCAGGAGGCAGCAGCUCCGGAGGGUCUAAGUCUUCUUCUGGUGGAGGCAUGAGCUCCCAGAAGCCAAUGGGUGGGAGCUCCUCUGGUUCAGCGUCUUCCUCCUCAUCCUCCAGCUCCUCCUCAUCCUCUGGUUCCAUGACCUUCUCCGGAGGCUCCCAGUCUCAGUAUGGAGGCGGUGGAGGUGGAAGUGGAGGCGGAGGAGGUUCAGGAGGUGGUAGUGGAGGCAGUGGUGGAGGGGGCGGAGGUGGAGGAAGUGGGGGCGGAGGAGGAAGUGGUGGAGGGGCUGGUCAGAACAAUGCAAACAACCCCAACGCCAAAGGGAAGUCCCCAAGUCGGAACAAGAAACCCUCUCUUACUGCAGUCAUAGACAAACUGAAGAGUGUAGGUGGAGGAGGAGUGGGCGAAGAUGGUUGUGAGGUAGGGCCACCAGGGGCAGGGAGUGGUUCAGGAUCUGCUCCUGGUAGCGGCGGUCCUGGAAAUGUUCCCAGCAGUGGACCUUCAAGCAUGGGUUCUUCCAAGCAUGCCCCUAGUGGGGAUUACAAGCGGGAAAAGUCUGAUAAAGAGGCAAAAGCAAAGGUGUCUGUUUCAGGGGGAAACAGUGGGGAUAAAAAACUGAUGGACUCAAAAUCAGGUGGGGGUAGUGCUACCGGACUGGCUAAAAUAAUCAUUAGCAAACCUGAUGGUGGGUCUCCAAGCAUCAAGGCCAAGGUGACCCUUCAGAAAGCAGGGGAAGGAUCUGGUGACUCUAUGCGUCCCCAAAUUUCUAGCCUUAAAGCUUCCCCCCUCUUCAGUGGCUCCACCCCCAAACAUGACCGCUCCUCCCCGAGCCACAGCCGCUCGCCAGGAUACACACCGCUCAACCACGAUAGCGAGAGCGAGUCAGGCAGCAGCUCAGUGGCCGAGAAGUCCCACCAGAACAGCCCCAGCUCGGACGACGACCAGGCCAUUCGCCCACUCCCUCCCCAGGACUACAUGAGCUCCAUCCCUCUCAGCUCAGGGGAGAAGCACAAAAAACACAAGAAGGAGAAGAAGAAGCAGAAAGAGAAGGAGCGAGAAAGGGACAGAGACCGAGAACGGGACAGGGACAAAGAGAAAAAGAAGUCAUCUAUGUCCAUGGGGCCGUCCUCGCAUCCAAUAAAAGCAGACAGUUGGUCCCGGUCUCCCAUCUCGGCUUCUGAUUCAUCUUUGUCCAUGCUGGGUUCAGAGCGUCCAUCCCGACCCAGUCCAAUGUAUAUGAGAAAUGAAGAAGAUGACCUCAUGGACUCCGCCCUCACUGGCAACCUUUAAUCUUAUCUUUCAUGUUUUUAACUCAUGCCUUUUAACAUACAAAUUUAACUUUUAUUUAUUUAACUCAAGCCACAAAUUGGAACUGGAUAUAAGAAUACCGUGGCUCUCCGAGUGGUCACUGUCCUGUUGAAACUGUAUUUUAAAAUCAUGUUUUACUAUUUCAGUAUCAGUGUACAAUAUCUGGAUACUGAGAUGCCAGAUAUGGAAGUGUUUGCGACACUGUCAUGCAAAUCCACACCCAAAAUAUCACUUUCUUAAGAUUAAGGAAAUGGCUUUAAACAGUAUAUUUUCAUAGAAAUGUACAUCUCUUUCCAGUUAUGUCAGAAGGUUCUUUUCACAUGUAAUACACUUGCCGCUGUUCAUGUUAUUGUUGUUAAAAACUUGCCAGAUUGCCACUAAAUAAGAAUGUCUGUUAAAAAAACAGUAUUGUAAAGCAAGAAGGGUACAGUGCUCAGUUGCCUUGUUUUUCAGAUACAACUGGGGAUUUUUAGAUUUUGAUAUAUUUUGAACAGUUGAUGUGUAAAUUAGUAUUGGAAAGGAAAAAAAAAGAAACUGCAGCUGAUGGUGGUGAUGAUAAUGAUGGAGUAAGAGAGAUGCCGGUAAUUUUUUAACUGUAGAAGUUUUGGGAGUUUGAAAUA